AUGGAGAAGCUGAGUGGCCCAGCAUACAUCCCAAAUCCAUUGACGUCUCCUGCCCUUAUGGUACUAGCAUCAACUGCUGAGGCUGCACGUUCCACUGCUUCUUCUCCUGGACCAAUGAGCGACUACCAUGCAAUAUACUCAUCGCCAUCAAACCGCUAUAUUGAUGGCGAAGCUGUGCACAGAAUGGUGUUGAAUUCAACCCACUACCAGCAUCGAUCCUCUCAUCUUGCUCUCUACCCUGGCUCAGAGCAUUACACUGAAAGAAUGCCUCACGAAUAUGGACCACAUUUUAUUCAAAUGCAUCACCACUUAGGUGGAGGGCUUCUCCACAAAACAAGUGGGCCCACUGCUGUAUUCAAUGGCACUGGUGCAUUCCGCAGGGUUGUGCCACCUGAACAUGCUUUCCCUUUUCACCAUUUGCAACAUCCACGAAACUUGCUGGAACGAGAACACCAUGUCGAUAGCUUGUACAAAAACUCUGAACUAGAUAAAGAAACAAACUUAGAAAGGGGUUUGAAGGACAGGAUUUCUCCGAGAAAACCUGAUAAGGAUGGUGAAACACGACUGAUUGGAGAUCAAACAAAAAGCCCCAGCCCAAUGAGAAGGGCCAGCUCGCAUGAUGAGACUGAUAACAGUAAUAUUGAGACUGUAAACAUCAAGAGAGAACACGCGGAUCAGAUUGAGUGCUGUAAAGGUAGUGAAGCUGAAGAUGAUGACAGCAAUGGGGAAAUGCAAUCUAAAGGCAAGUAAAAGAGAGUACUUACAUUAUUAUUUUUUACAUGUAUAUUAAAAAUAAAUUGAAUUUCAUUUUGAACUCUUCCAUUUAGAAGGUGAUUUAACCAGAAGUUAAUUUUUUGUCUGGUUUGUAAAUUUUAUUACUAUGACACUAAGCAUCUUAAAUCAUCUGGUCAGAAGGAAGCUUUGUUAAAUCUGGUUAUUAUGCAGCGACAGCCAAAACAUUCUAGAUGAUUUUGUUUUUGGUGUUUUUAAUUGUGAGGUGUUUGGAAAAUUCACAGCAUUUUAUUGUCGGAAAGUUCUCCUGCUAAAUGGUUUUAAAAUUCAUGGUGAAAAGCGCUAAAAAGCAGUUUAUUUAUUGAUAAAUAUGUGUAAUACUGCCAGAAAUUGUUGAGUUAAAACAGAAGAUUAAAAUAAAAUUUUUUUCCAUCCUGCUUUAACUCCACUUCUUAGAAAUCAGUCCUGAAGGUAUUUUUGAACAUUUUCAAACUAUUGUGACGUUAGCUGCUCAUUGUUGUUUGUUCAUCAUUUUCCUUUGAAAAACUGGUGCUCAUGAAUGAAAUGGAAAAUUAAGAGGUGUUUGGGGACCUGCAGAAAGAAAAAUAUUCCUGUUUGGGUGCCAAAAAUAAGAAAACAUGUCAACUGGUGCUGGUAAUCAAUUCAGUUUCACGAAAAAGGAAUAUAUUUUGCAGCUUGUAGGGAUUUGAAAAAUUAUUCCCUAUUAAUUUGCAAAUACACUUUUCAACCAGCCUCCCAGAUGUGUGGUAAUUUGAAUUUUGUUCAAAUCUAUUUCAAUAGAGUUGAUUCAUGGAGUGUUGGUGUUAGGGGAAGCAGGUCGGGAAAGAUGGUGUGAUUAAAUUUCCUGUGAAACUAGUGAUUAAAUUCAGCCCUUUCUUGCUUAUUGUAAAUAUUGAGAUAUGUUUGAAAUAGAUGAUUUGUAAUAUACUCCAACAGGACUCAAAAAGCAGAUGGUCAUUAACAUAACAAUGCUAAAUGCUUGUUGGCUCUUCUUGUUACCAUAGCAUAGAAAAGGACCCACUCUUUAUUCUCCUGUUUUUUAGCAAAUAAAUUGCACUUCCAAUUUAUGUUUUUUCAAGAGGAUUCUAAAGAAGCAAACUAGCUUCUUUACGGAAAUAAAAGUGUAAACCAUAAGUUUAACAUCUCUAAGUGAAGUGGUGUUGUUUAACUGAUAUAACAAGUUUCAUCUCCAUUUGCAAGUCACACCUGCAUGCUAAAUAGUUAUUCAUGCUGUCUGUUCUAUUGUCUUCCUCAUUUUUCCUAUUUGACUUAAAAAGAAGAGCUAAUUUCACAGAGGCUUGUUGUUUCUAUCGUGUUUAGGAUUAUCAGAUUUAAAUGACCAACAACAAAGUGUUUAGCCUGUACCUUUCUCAUUAAGAGUCGCCCACAACCAAUUCUUUUUGGAACAUUUUAUUUUUCAUAUUAACUUAGAAAUUUGAACUUUACUUGGUUAGAUGCCAAGUCACCUGAUACACUUUCUGUACUAUUUUUAAUUUUACAUCCAGUUUAAAUCAGUCGUAAGCUUUAGAUUUUUACUUAAACAGCCUCUUACAUUUUUCCUUUUUCAUGUAGAUAUAUCAAAUGAGAGCAGUUUCUAUUCAUUGUUUUGCUUUACAUUUCAAUUAAGUGCAGCAUUUAAUGUUUCUCCUCAUGGCCAAAGGCAGUUGUUGCAGUCUUUCAGUUUUAGUGUGCUCUACAAAAAAUUCUUUAUUUUUAAUUGUAUACCACAGUACAUUUACAACACUUGUCUGAAUUCUCACCAAACUGUCUGUAUUUUCUUGAAUUAAUGUCCCAGCCAUUGUUUUUUGUGGAUUAAUAUUCUCAAAGAGUUUUUUCACAUGUUUACACCUUUCAAUAAUGGGAAUAAUUUGUGAUUAUUACUAAGACAAGCAGAAGUUGCUCGCGCAGUGUAAGGUGAUCAUCUUUUCAUGUUGCUAACCUUUUCAUGUUUUUGUUUCACUCUUGCCAAAGCUGUGUGCUCAAAUUUAUUUUAUUGUCUUGUGUGGCACACGCAAAGCCUUGUUUAAGGAGAAAGAAAUUUUUGGUGGAAAAGAGAUUAGUUUCCAUAGCGUCUCCUUUGACACAAUGGUGUUCUUUAUAUGUCAAGUUUAUGACAAAAACAGAUGAAAAUUAUGUAAAAUAAGAUCUCCCAGGGAGAAUACCACCCUUGUUAUUAGCUUUUUCCAUAAAAUAUACUCACAUAUCAAAUAGACAGUGAAGGUGGUUGUUUACAAUGUUGGUGAAUAUUGACUCUGUGAUGUAAAAAUAGGUGUUGAGUGACUGUUCUGUGUUUACGAAAGAUGCUGAGCUCCUUCUUUUCUUGUGUUUGUUUGCAAAAGGAAGUUCUUAGACCAUGUGGUCAUUUUUCUAGUCAAAACUGUGUCUGACUCCUUUAGAACUAGAUAAUGUUAAUAUAGUAAGUUUUUUUUUCACUUCCCUUCCUAUUGUAGGCUUUAUAUUUGAUAUCUCUUAGUUACCAUUCUUCCUUCUUGAGAAUGUUGUUUGUAUUUAGCUACUCUGCUUUGCAGAGUGUUAGGUUUCUGGGUUCAUUAUCCUCUACUGUAUAUUUUCACCUUACAGGCUUUUGAAUGUCUUAUAAAGUUUUGCUCUGACUUGCUCUUGCUAUUCUGACCCCUUAAAUCCUGAUAGAGACCAGCAUGUAAUUUAUUCCCCCUUUUAUACUGUUGAAUCGUUCAUUAAAAUUGUAAGAAUAAAUUAAAGGAUCACCAACCUAAGAAGCUUUGAUAGUCCAACAAAUUCUCCUCGUCGGUAUCAAAGGAAAUAUAUAAGAGUAGAGUAUGGAAAAUUUGGAAGCUUUUAGGGUGUUAAAGUGUCUGAGUUAAAAGAAACAUCAGCUUUCUACAUACAGUGAUUUGUACACGUAGCAGCAAAUAAGGAGAGUCACUUCUGUUUUAGAGUUGAGGAUAUGUUUAUUUUGUACAUAUGUUAGUGUUUAAGGUUAUUCAGUAAGAUAACACAUUAACAAUAAAAGGAAGAAAAAUGCUUAAUUAUCAUUACUUUUGAUUCCAAGAUAAUAUCCUUUCACAUGGUGUUCUUUGUUUUGUGGCUAGUGUGAUGUAAGGAAGCCUAGUGUACAAAGUUUGCAUUAGUAGUUGAAAUCAAUCUAUACCAACCACACACGUAGGUGUGACUAGCCUGUGAUGUGAUGGUUAACCAGUGGAGGAAUAGUCAAUUAACACAUGUUUUUGUAGCUUUUACCUUUCUAUUGGUUAUAGAGUUUUUUUCUUAACCUUUUGCUAAAAAAUGGUGGUUGUGUGUACCUCAUGUAAUUGCUACAAGAGCUGUGUUAUCACAGUAUUCUGAGUUCUUUGUUUUGUUUUGUUUUGUUUUUUUUCCACCAAAGAAAACUACUGGCAAAUUACAGAUCACUGUGUUUAAUCAAUUAAUCUAUAUCAAAAGAAUAUUGAGCAGACAAAUGAUGAAAAUUAAAAAAAUAUCAAUUAGGGGAUUAUUAGUUGAUCCAAAACCAAAUUCUCCAUACUAACAUUAUAAGAAUUGUUUGACAGACAGAAAAGAGAAUUACAAAUGAAUCUUGGGAUUGUAAGGGUUAAGGACCCUGGGUGCUUUGUUACUUUUCCUUUAAUCUUUAAUACAAAGUCCAAAUUACAGUACAUCACACAAUGCAAUCCAAUGAAUUUGAUGUAAUUUGGUAUUAUCAACUGAGUUAAUAACGUAAAUUGGCCACUGUUAAGAGUCUUGAAGCUGACUUUUCGAGCUUUCACCCUUUGACUGAGGGAAUGAGCUAGGGCUAAAGCUCAAAACAUCAGCUUUGAAAACUCUUAAUGGUGGCCAAUUUAUGUUAUCAACUCUGUUAAUAAUGCCAAAUUACCUUGUUAUACUCUCCCACUGAUGUAGCACCACAGUUUCUUUAGAAACUUACCCUUUUUGUUCAAUGAAUUUGAAGAAGCUUAAAAGAGAGUACUAGAUUCCUUAAUGUAAGCCUACUUGGUGAAUCCAAGUUUCUAAUAGUUAGUGAUUUACUUAGUCAAAAAAGUGUCAAAAGUCACGGUGUGAUUUGAGGGUGAUAUUAUAGGGAGAAAUUAGAUGCUGAUCACUCUUAGAGGUUAAAGGGUUAAUUGAAUAAAUAGGGUAUGAACACAUGCAAACUGCAGUGAGUUACUGAAAAUAUAAUCAAUCAUAUUGUUAUUGGUUUUGGUUUUGCAUCUGAUUGGUUUAGUGGAUGGCACAAGUUUUUGAUAUCACACAGAGCAUAGUAAAGAAAGUGUAUGUGAUCCUAGGUUACCUCCUUUUCUCAAUUAUCACUUUUCUCUUAACUAAGUUUAUAACACAUUUCUCUCUUUUUUUAUCAACCUCAGGAAGACAGAGGUCAUCUUCAAGUCAAGCACCAUGUUGUCCUGUCUGUGGCACUAGCAUCAGACCAGGUGAAAUGGAAAGUCACUUUGCUUGGGAAAUGGAGAGAUUCUGUGAAGAAAACAGGUUAGUUUCUGGGUUAUAGAUAAUGCUGUUUCUCACCAUUACCAAAGAGCAAAAGUGUGGCAAGGAAUUUCAACUUAAGAUUGCAAGCUGUGUUUCAAGACCAAGCAGACUGACUUUAGAUAAAAGGCAAAGGAGAAGUCCAUACUUGAGCUGAGUAGCCUGUCCAGCUGGAGGUUAUCUUGGUUGCCAUAUCAUGAAACGAGAUAGGAGUACUCCAUCACAAAGUUAACCCCCCUCCAGCACUUCAUCGGACUUCCCUAAUAAUUUGCUGCUACUAAUUUAUACUCCUGGGUGGAGAAAUGCACUGUAAAAGUUAACCCUGUAACUCCCAGAAGUGAUUAACACAUACCUUCUCCCCAUAAUAUCCACACAUUAUCCAGCAGAAGGGUAGUGUGAACACUCAGACUUAUCUGAUAGAAGUUGUCAUCUUGAUUUAACACCAAAUUCUCGUUACUAAUCUACAAGUAAACAUGUAGCAGCUAGAGGGGAGAAUCAGCAAUCCGAACACAACCUAAUGACUUGGCCAGGUUUAAACCUGAACCUCUCAACCCAUAGACCAGCUCAUUAACCAAUGAACCAUCUCCAAUAAAAGGGAAUCACUUUAAAAAAAAGUCAGCGACAUUUUUAUACUCUAAUUUGCUCUGAUUUUGCAUUUUUUUUUUUUUUUACAGGAAACCGAGAAGAAGUCAAAGAGAAUCUGCUUUACAAGCAAGGAAGGUAAGUGUGCACCACACUUGCUUGUAGCUGUUCUGUUUUUGUUUGGAAUUCAGCAAGCUUAUGUAUUACCAUGAUAGUGAAAGGAAUCAUUUUGAAUUCAACGACCCAAAAUAUCAACAUGGAUUUUUGCAUUUUUUUUUUUAGAAUGGGGAAACUUUCCAAAAGAAAGUGAAGCAAGAGGGUAAACGUGAUCUCCACCAUCGACAUGAUGACACACCAGCCAGUACGAGACAACAGGUAAGUGCAGUAAAGGUUAUUGAAUUUUCAUAUUUUAACCCUUUCACUUCAAAGAUGUAAUUAGUAAUUCUUCUUACUGUCUGUCUUACAAUCUAUUGAUAUUAUUUGGGAGAAUUUAGUAUUGGAUCAACUUAAAGUCCCCUAAGUUAUAUUUUGCUUUAUUCUUGUCACUUUUCUACUUGAUAUUUUACUGAUAUUGUAAGGAGAAGUUUUCUCUUGGUCACUCAUGGGAGUUAAAGAAUCGAGCUGUGAGAUUGCUCUUCUUGCAGAGAUGGCUGACAAAGAAAAUAAUGGUAGCAGCAUUAAGAGGGUGCUUCACUGUAAGCACCAAGAGUUGUUAACCCUUUAAAUCCCAGAAGUGAUUCACGAGUAACUUCUCCCUGCAAUAUCCAUGCACUAUCCAGCAAACGGGUAAUGAGAAUACUCAAAUGUAUCAGGUAGAAAUUGUUAUCUUAUUCUAGCUCCAAAUUCUGGUAACUAAUUUACAAGGAAAUGUGUAACAGCAAGAGGGGAGAAUUAACAAUCAGAUCUUGGGAGUGAAAGGCUUAACUGAAAUGAUGUAGCAAAGAUUAUCAUACAUACAUGUACUGUUACUCUCAUUAACUGAAAAUUCUUUUAUUAUCAACAGACAUAUUUGCGAGUGUGUGCAAACAGAAUGGCAAGAAGUGGCCGCUCAAAUUCUCUCAAACCUACAAGGUCCAGAAGUUCUCAAAGUAUGCCAUUCCUUAAAAAUGUCACAAAUAUUAGCUCUUCAACCCCAAGAGUAACUAUUUUCUAAUUUUUCCUCACAGUAUUACCACUGAAUAAAAUAUUAGGGUCAUAAGAAGGAAAAAAAUGAUAGCCAGCUUAAGAAGUUCUUGAUCGUUAAACAUAUUUACCAUGUCUUUGUCAUAGGAAACUUAUAGAGAACAGUAUGGAGAAUAUGCAUACUGAUGUUUAAGUGUAAAGGGUUCAGUUUGAUGGAUAGACCAGAGUUAGUUGGGGUAGUUUGUCCUGUGGCAAUGUAGCUGGUAGAUCUGUAUCCACUUUUGGUUUUCACACAAAUGUCAUUGCACUCCUAAUUUAUACAAGUAAUUCUCUUCAAAUUUGUUCAAAUUGGUGGACUUUGAGGAAUGUAAAAAAGUUACAUAUGUGUAAUGGACUUCAGAAUGGGGAAAAAUACAACUGUGACAGUCUCAAACUUUCAAAUUCCAUGGGAAGUUUAGAACUUCCUUGGAACAAGAGGCUCAUUAGGCCUUCAGAACCACCCACCUUUAGUUCUAAACUACCCAGUUGAAUGAUAUUUUGUUGAAACUGCUGGAUAUUGUGGUGUAGAUUGAUGUAUCCUGGUACAAGGAAAGUGUAACAGCAGAUUGGCCUGAUGCUGUUUUUGCCAGUGAUAAUUGAAUUCAAUCAGCCUGCCAUCAUGAAACGUGUGUAAUUGUGCAUGACUAGUGACUCUACCUCUUUGAUAUGUUGUUAAGGAUGGCUUUUGUGCAGUGUUUUUCCAUUUCCUUACCUUCUUGCUCAUGCCCACAGGCUCCCCAGUGAACUCACCUCUAGCUGGAGAGGAAGGACCCUCAGGAAUCAAGACCACCACAUGUCCUGUGUGUGAAGAAGUCAUCCAUGGGAAUGGAGAUGAGUUAAAUUCUCAUGUAGAAGCUUGCUUAAGAAAGGUGAAUACCACUGUAACAGAGUAACUGAUUAAUGUUAGAUGUUGAAAUGAAAAUGGUUAGCCUUUCAUUGGUCAGAAGGCACUGUUGUUUGUUGGAAGUGCUAGUUACCCCACUUGUGAAGUGCCUCUCCUAUCCAAAGGGGAAGGACUUACGAGCUUCAAAGACUGAAUAUGGACUAAACCCUUUCACAAGGGAUAGCAACACUUUGAAGUUACCCACACAGCAGAGGGUGGAUGUAUUUAACCAACUCCUAGAAGUAAUGAACACGUAAUUAUUCCCCGUAAGAUCCAUACAUUAUCCAGCAAAAAGGUUAUGAGAAAAUUCAAACUUAUCAGGUAGAAAAUGUUUUCUCGAUGAAACACCAAAUUUUCACAAAUAAUUUACAAAGAAAUGUGUAUCAGCUAGAGGGGAGAAUCAAAUCUUGGGAGUUUAGGAGUUAACUAUGCUCCAAGGCUCAUAUAAAGUAAGAGGUAAUGUAACUCCUUUCUCUAAAGAACAAUGGUUGUAUUUCUUUCUGCAGAAGGAAGGCAGGGCUGUUGAUGACAUUGAUGAUGCCAAUGGUCAGGAUGUUUUCGAAGAAUACGAGUGGGCUGGACAAACAAGAAUACGAGCUACAACUCUGUUGGAAGGUGGCUUUAGAGGUAGAGUUUUUUCACUUUCUAAAGGGUUAGGUAAUAUGCUUUUUGUUGACAGGAUUUAAGGAUAAACACAAUUUUUUGUUGUGAUGGGUGAAGAAGUUACCAAAAAAUGGCAGUUUUUGUAAGAUUAGGAAAACACAUAGAAAAGGGAAGAUUAGAAUGAGCUGCCAAAUGUUUAAGAAGAUUUGCAAUCAUUGUAGACGACAAACUUUAAUAUUAGAGGAAAUAUUUUUCAAAACGCACAAAUGUGCAUAUUGCUCGACUUUCUUUUUAAUUGACUUCAUGUUGUUUGUGAAAGCUCAUAUGCAAAAUGUUAAAAUUUGGUGGUAUAUAAGUUAUGUUGUUUGUUUUUUCAGCUUCAGGCUUUCAAACAGGUAUUAAACGGAAAAGGGAAGAGGAGGAUGAUGGAGACCUUGACAUAGACGGAGAUGAUUCCGAAGAGUAUGGCAAACCUCAGUAUCCUAUAGAAUGUUGAUUUUUAAAUAGGUGACCAUAACUCCAUGUGUGGGGGAUCCAGGAUUUAUUGUCCUUCUCUCUGUCGAGGAGUAAUAAAGGGUGGCAACAAUCUUAGGGAGAUACCUAAUCAAUAAAUUGACCAGCAUUUAGGUUUCACCUUGUGGUAUCAACCCAAAAUCAAAGAUUAAAAAAUGAUCACCAGGAAAAAGGGUCUUGAUUGUUAGACAAAUUCACCUUUUUAGUACCCUGGGAAAUGUAAAGAAAGCAGUAUGAAGAAUGUACAUACUGAUGUUAGGGUGUUAAGGGUGAAUGUAACCUGCAUACCAUCCAAAAGGAGUUGCAAUACUCUUGGUCAUGUCUUGGUUUUAUUAGAAAGUUAGAUAAGCUCUGCCAGUCAGUUUUGCAUAUUACACUGUAGCUGUACCUUUUUACAUGUACAUUAUAUAUCAAUUAGACAGGCAUUUGUUCAGUAUUGUUCAAGGUUUCAGUAAUAAGAACUGCAAGGUUUCAAUUGUAAAGAAAGAUCAGUUACUGCAUGAAUUAUGAUGUUUUGUAUGAUGUAUUACAUUGUGAAAGGAGAAAACAGUGGUGUUUGCCAUUCCUUAAUUUAUGAUCUAAUGAAACAAGGUACACAGAAGCAGAUGUAAUUCCUUGUGGUGCUGAUGAACCUGAUGAAGAUAAUGUCAGACAGGCUCUUAGGGGAGCAGUGAUCAGGUUAGUUCUGUUUACAUUACUGACAAAUCUCACUGUUAGCACAAUUCAAUUUGGCAGCCUACUCAGUUCAGACAGAACAUACACCUAUUUAAUUUUCUGAUGACAACCUUAAUUGUGUAUAAAUGUAUUCUUAUUUGUAUUAUUGCAGUGGUGAAAAUUCUCCUGUUGAGAAAAAAAGUCCAAUGAGAGAACUGCCCUCUGAGGGUCAAACAGGUACAUGAUACGCUAUUAUUGUAUUUUGGAAUUGAUUUGUAAAAAUUACCUUUUUCUGCUCAAUUGUGUCAGUUUUGUAUAUGUCUGUGUGAGUAGUAAACAGGUUUGCUUUCGAUUUUACUCUAGAGGAUAAUUCCAUGCAAACAAAAGCUGACAAACAUAGUGAAGAAAAGGAUCAUGAGUAAGCAUACAUAAUCAUCUUCAUGUUAAUCUAUGGUGCUUGAUAUAAUGAUAUUAUUUUGACCCAUAAAAUAAGUUAUGCACAGUGUUCUCUGUUAUAAAUCAUUAUUUAUUGGUGAUUAUAUCAUGUAAACCAUUAAGCUUAUUGGGUUUUGUUAAAGGUUUUAGUAUAUACCACAUAAGUGGGUAGUGCUUUUCAUUUGUGCUGAUUGGCUAAUUUGGAAGUGAAUAGCUAGUAGUAUUAACCUCCAAGCAGCUGAUUACACAAAAUCAUGCAUUGCAAGUUUAAUUUCUGAGCAUUUUUUGGUAUAUCGAAAGAAAUAAACUAAUUUUUUGGCAUCUGUGUGGUAUAUACUUAAAUGAUUAUUCACCUGUGCAUGCUUACCUCCACUUUGGUGAUUAAUUUUUGAUUAUUGUACAAGCCAAGGGAAUGAUACAAUGUGCUACAGUAUUUGUUAAUAAUAUCCUAAAAUGUUCAUUUUGUUGAGUACACUUGAAGCUAAACAUAAUCAUUUGUCUACCAUGUAAUUAAUUCUAAUGUGGAUUGUCAUAUUUUCACUUCCGGGGUGUCAAGAAAUGCUAGUUAUUACUGGCAGUCUAAUGCCGCCUGUAAGACCUCAUACCACUGUCUGUUUAGCCUGCAUGCAGGCUCUGGUGUUUGGGUUUUGUCUUAUGGCCCCCUUUCAGGCACAGCUGCCUAUUAGAUCAUCUCAGCUGCUUAAGGAAUAAGUUAUAGAAAUGCCUACACUACUUAUUGCUGGUCAUCUUCAGGCAAUAAGCUUGUCUGAAAAUGCAUCACCUCUUGGUAUUCAAUGGCUGCGAUUGGUGCAUUUUGAUUUGUUACUUUCAAAACUGUCUGCAACAGCAUGGAAUUGUGGUGGAUUUACUAAAUUUAGGCUGCACAUACCGUGUUUGUAUGCACGAGGCUUGUUUGGAUGAUUCUGUAGAAUUCUACUGAGUAUUUGCAUUAAUUGUCCCAGACUGUUACUCUGUUAGGCCAUAAAGUACACAUCAUGAUUAUCUUCAAAAGUUCAUGUAAGCAUCAUCUUGGGUAGUAUAAAAAAAUGUAUAAUUUUUGCUCAAAAGUGAAGCCAAUGGUAACAGGCCUGAUUUGCAUGCAUGAAAAUUUUUGAUUUGCAUGCAAGAAAAAUGAUCAAUUAUUAAUAUAUUUUAUUGGUUUUAGGACAGGUAACCCAGACCUGGUUAUCAGUUCUCUAAAGGUUCGCAUAAAGGAAAUGGUAGGUGCAGUAAUUUGAAGCUGGUAUGGUAAUUAAAAUACACUCAGGAUAAUAAGGUCAACUGUGACAUCCUCCCAAGUGAUUUAUGAGAGUUGUUUGAUUGUCCAAACUUGAGAUAAACCCAAGGAAUAUGAAUUAAAGUUAAAAAGUAUUGAGUUUCAUUAGAAGAGAAACUUAAAUUUGUCAGUAAGCUAAGACUGAGGAACCUAGAAACAGCAUUUAUAAACCAUUAACCAAUUUCCCUUUAACCCCUAAGAAUGACUAGCAUCUGAUUCUGAUUUCUCUUUAAAAUGUCACCUCUGAAUAAAAUAUUAACGUCACAAGAUUGAUUAAAGGAAAUGAUCACCCACUAAAAAGCCCUUGCUUGUUAAACAAAUUCUGUGUGUCAGAGCCUUGGGAAAUGUCCAGAGAACAGUAUGGAGAAUAUGCAUACUGAUGUUAGGGUGAAACGGGUUGAGAAAUAGUCCUUAAUGACACAAAGGGUUGUUUAAAAAAGGAACAUGACAAGAGGGGCACUAGCUUGUGUUGCUGGUAAUUUUGUGUAAACUGUACAAUUUUCUGUGUGCUGGGUGAUAAGUGGUAAAACCACAAUUGUAAAAAAAAUAAAUAAAACUAUCUGCCAUGCCAAGACUCUAGUAGCUUCACUCCUUCUUUCUUUGGGGCACACAAUGUCAAAACUGCCAGCUAUGCAGUCUGGCUUGGCACCAUUUUUUCUGUCUUCAAAAAAACAAUUUUUAUUUCUAAUUUCCUCUUUUCCUUUUAUCCUGAUAGGAAAUGAAGAAAUUUGAGAAAAUGAAGUGUUUGAUAUGCAUGGUUGGUAUUUGGUUUAGUUGCAUGUUCCAUUUACACUGUAUGAUUGUGCCGAGUUGCAAUUUCUUCCUCAAUUUAAAUUAUAUUCCUCUUUGUUUGUUUCAAACUCAUUGGCCUAUACUUAUUUCCUUGCAGGAACCCUACACAAAUCCCUUGGCUUCGAUAUCUUGUUGGCAUGUUCACUGUGAGGAGUGCUGGCUCAGAACUCUGGUAAGGUAGCUCCUUAGUGUAUAUCAAAUACAAUUUCUCUCUUUACAUGUUCACUUAAAUUGCCUUGAUUUUCCUUAAGAGGAUUUUAAUAUUAAUCACCCGCUGAUUCUCUGUUAUUUCUUUAGGGUGCUAAGAAGUUGUGUCCGCAGUGCAACAUGAUUACAUCGCCAUCUGACCUUAGGAGAAUUUACUUAUAAUAUGAUCACUGGAUUGUAGUGAAUGCCUUGCGAUGUGUGUCAUGCUUUCUGGAAUGUAUUCAAAACUGAAAUGAAGUGAAGUUGAAGUGCUACUGGAAACAUCACAGGAAAUGGCGAAACAGUGAACAGUUUGUACAUUUUUUGAAAUCCCAAAAUUUGAAAGUAACGAAAUGGUGUAUUGCGUGACCAGUUCGUGACUAGCGUGACUUUCGUAGAGGUUUGCAAGCUAAGAAGUGCUCAACCUCUUCUUCUCCCAUAAGUAAAUCGACAGAAUUUUUCCUUACAAUGUCUAUAAUAUCAAGCAGACAAUCGAUGAGAAUGAAAAAAAUAUCAAUUAAAGGAUUAAUAGUUGAUCCAAUACUGAAUUCUCCCAAAAUACGUAAGAGUUGUGUGGCAGACACGUAAGGAAUUACUGGUGAAAUUUUGGGAGUGAAAGAGUUUAUGCAGUCCCAUUCACAAACAAAUGGUUACCUGGUUAAUUUAUAAACAAAGUUGUCGAAAGCAAAGUAGAACUGCCUAACGAGGAACAAAAUUACUUUAGUUAUCUACAAAUCUCCCAACUUUUGAUCUGCUUUGAUUCAAGUAUUUCUUUGGGACGAAAUUUGUCAAACCACUUUAAUAUUUUACAAUUAUUGUAGUCUGAAAGAAAACUAUGAAGAAUUUGGAACCAAACGUAACUGAAUAAAAUUUCUUUCGAAAAGAUUUCUUUCCAAAAGAACAGAUCCAGUACGAGAUGAAAGCACAUAUCAUGUAGCUAAUUUAAAGUUUACGUGAAGAUAUGGCUCACAACGUCCACCAAUUCAGAAUUGACUGACUAUUGUGGUCAUUCCUCGUUACAGCUUCCCGUUUCGUGAUAUCCAUUCCCGUUGCGUGACAUGGCUAGUAGUAGGUUUUAGAGUUUAACCGCGCAAAAUUUAUGAGCAAAAUUAUGCGGAUCUUAGCGCCUUAGUGUUUUCAGCUCAAUCGAUAAAUUAAUUUUUGUUUUAGCAACCCGAAUUUCAGUAUACACAUUCUGUAUAGUUGAAUUUAUUGGUGAAAGAAAGAGUUGUUUCUAAGUCUCACAAGAUUUGUAUAAUGAUGUAAAUGAAACGAGCUAAAUGUAAUUUAAUGUAUUUAAAAGAGUGCAUCGAAUAUUGAUAAUGAUAUUUAAAGAACUAAAAUUGUCAGAAAUAAGAGUUGCAUUAAAUUUUUUUGCAAGAUUUUUAUAAUUUGCAUUUAGAAGAAGUUUGGCGAGACAAUCACUUAAAAGCUUCUGGAAAGUACAGGAGACGAUAGGUAAAUAUUAAAGUAUUGUCUUGAAGUUAAGUGAAUUAAAAAUUUGCACC
Molecule: messenger RNA, 13801 nt
Organism: Pocillopora meandrina
Lineage: Eukaryota; Metazoa; Cnidaria; Anthozoa; Scleractinia; Pocilloporidae
Source: the annotation of a GenBank genome assembly